CGGGUCGAGAUGGUGAAGCUGUUCAUCGGGAACCUGCCGCGGGAGGCGACGGAGCAGGAGAUCCGCUCCCUCUUCGAGCAGUACGGGAAGGUGCUGGAGUGCGACAUCAUCAAGAACUACGGCUUCGUCCACAUCGAGGACAAGACGGCGGCCGAGGACGCCAUC
Pygoscelis adeliae (Adelie penguin) is the source of this 165-nucleotide messenger RNA. RefSeq names its product RNA-binding protein 4B-like. Gene Ontology annotation, biological process: mRNA splicing, via spliceosome. The annotation marks the transcript as partial. NCBI's taxonomy places the organism in Eukaryota, Metazoa, Chordata, Aves, Sphenisciformes, Spheniscidae. The transcript has a single exon. Gene Ontology annotation, cellular component: nuclear speck. Gene Ontology annotation, molecular function: mRNA binding. The record is from RefSeq and is a predicted model, not a curated record.